AAUCGUAAGCCUUAUAAAGCCCUUACACGCGAAUCUAGUAAGUGGCGAGUGUGACGAUCUCUCGCGAGCCUACCUCGGCACUACAGUCCCAAGUCCUGUUUGAUAUAUUCAAAUCUCUUAAUCUCUCGGUGAACUGCUUCUUUUUUUGGCUGUGAACUGUGAACUGUUCAAGGCUUGGCGCCCGUAUUUCCGAUCUGUUUUGCUUCGGAUCUCCCUUACUCCACAUCCAUCGCGUUCUCUCUUUUAUCAAUCUUCUUUAAUCCUCACUCUACUCCUUCCCCAAGGCGUGUGGACACAGAGAAAUACUGAAGUGAUGUCCUACUACCCGCCUUACUCGGGCGCGCCGGGUUACCCCCCACAGCAGUCUUAUCCCCCGCAACAGUACCCACCAAUGCAUCAUCAGCAGCAACCAUCUUAUGGCGGCUAUCCUGGCCAGUCUUACCACCAGGCACCGCCGCCGCCGCAGCAACAGUCCAACCCGUACGGAUACAGCCAUUCACCCCAACCGCCUCAGCAGCCAUAUGGAGCGCCCCCGCAACAUGGAUACAAUCAGGGUCCGCCGUCGGGUUACAGUCAGCACGCGCCCUCGGGGCCACCAAUGCAACAAGGAAGACCAGCCUACGGACAAAACGGUGGUCCCCCACCCCCUCCUAGCAACCCCGUCUCCUUCGGUCACGGCGCUCCGCAAAAUUACAGAUUCCAAUAUUCCACCUGCAGAGGCAAGCGAAAGGCACUGUUGAUUGGUAUCAAUUAUUUUGGUCAGAAGGGUCAGCUGCGCGGAUGUAUUAACGACGUCAAGAACAUGUCGACCUACCUGAACCAGACCUUUGGUUAUGCCCGUGAGGACAUGGUUAUUUUGACCGAUGACCAGCAAAACCCGAUGAGCCAGCCGACCAAGGCCAACAUCCUGCGAGCUAUGCACUGGCUGGUUAAGGAUGCCCAGCCCAAUGACUCCCUCUUCUUCCACUACUCCGGCCACGGCGGCCAGACACCCGAUCUGGAUGGUGAUGAAGACGAUGGAUACGACGAAGUGAUCUACCCAGUUGAUUUCCGAGCCGCCGGCCACAUCGUCGACGACGAGAUGCACCGAAUCAUGGUCCGAUCCCUUCAACCAGGAGUCCGUCUCACAGCAAUCUUCGACUCCUGCCACUCCGGCUCCGCCCUGGAUCUGCCCUACAUCUACUCCACCUCUGGUAUCCUCAAGGAGCCCAACCUUGCCAAGGAAGCCGGCCAAGGCCUACUCGGCGUGGUCUCCGCAUACGCGCGUGGUGAUAUGGGCAGCAUGAUGUCCACCGCGAUGGGCUUCAUCAAGAAGGCCACCAAGGGCGACGAAGUCUACGAGCGCAACAAGCAGACCAAGACCUCCCCCGCCGAUGUCAUCAUGUGGUCUGGUAGUAAGGACGAUCAGACUAGUCAGGAUGCUCAGAUUGCUGGCCAGGCUACUGGUGCUAUGUCUUGGGCUUUCAUUGCUGCUCUUCGCAAGAACCCUCAGCAGAGCUAUGUUCAGCUGCUCAAUAGCAUUCGUGAUGAGCUUUCGACCAAAUAUAGCCAGAAGCCUCAGCUGAGUUGCAGCCACCCUCUUGAUACCGACAUCCUUUACGUGAUGUGAUCUAGGUGUAGCUGUGUCUCCGAAUAAAUUAUCUUUUUUCUGUAAUAUCGUUGGCUGCCGCUUCGGGUUGCAGUUCGCUCUAAGCACAAACUGGCCUGUAAUCCAUUUAUUCCGUGCUUUUACAUAUUGAAUAUAAUCCACUAUCAUAUGAGUUUCAAGAAAAUUCUGUCGAUUGUUCA
Messenger RNA from Penicillium canescens, 1788 nucleotides. RefSeq names its product caspase family protein. NCBI's taxonomy places the organism in Eukaryota, Fungi, Ascomycota, Eurotiomycetes, Eurotiales, Aspergillaceae. Bases 314 to 1609 code for a protein of 431 amino acids. Gene Ontology annotation, molecular function: cysteine-type endopeptidase activity. The transcript is spliced from 6 exons. The record is from RefSeq and is a predicted model, not a curated record. Gene Ontology annotation, biological process: proteolysis.